GAGUACUCGUCAGUACUGUUCAGACCUCUUAUUUCAUUUGACGGAAUCGUGUCGAGUGGAUAUUCAUAAUAAAUUCACUGAUGUGGGCUUAUAUGUGUUGAAUUUACAUACAUACUUAUAUUGUGCUAAAGAAACAAGAAUCAGUGUUAGGUAUUCCAAGUGAUUUGGAAAUAAAUAUUUCGUCUUCAAAUCAAUCGAUCUCAGAUAAUAAACUUCUCAUUGUUAUUUUUUAAAUCUCUUAAUGGUUUUUUAUUGCGAAAAUAUAAACUUUAAGUGAGUGCAAUUUAAUCAUAUAGAUUAUAUGUGGUGUUUUACCACUGUGCUACAAAAUUGAGUUACUGAGGCCGUGUUUUUUCUGAACAUGUGCUCAUAACUGCUAUCGGUUAUUAAAAAAAAAUAAUUGACGUUAAUAAUCCAACUGCUGAAACUAAAAAAAGACUUUCCCAUGUGUUCUUUCCUAAGGAUUUAGAAAGACUUAAACGAUAUUAAUUUCAUUUACUACAUAAAUUCAAAUACUACAUUAUUUACAUGAGGUGCAUUUGUAUUUACACCAAAUAUCUUUUGAUUUCGGAAUUAAAGGCUUAAAUUCUUUGAGCGCAUAUACCAUUCUAUGACCUGUACAAAAAUAUCUUCGUAUGUCAUCCAACGUUCUUGCAACAACAGACUUAAAUGAAGAAGAAUUGGUAAUGAGUUUAUCUCCAAAGGACAUAUCGAUACCUACCGCCAUUUCUCAGCAACAUCAAGUGGAUACUUCUAUCAAAUCGAAUACAAACGAAGCAUCGACACACAAUACCGUAACUGCAGCAACCGCGAUAGCGGUUGCACAUCAUCAGCACAAUCUUUCGAACAUUCACCACCUGCAAAGUCUUCAUAGUCAGCAUCAGAGUACCUUAUUUAAUAGUAAUCACUCAACACCUUUUAGCGUAACCGAUAUCUUAAGUCCAAUUGAAGAAUCGUAUCGCAAACUGGAACUGAGCGGAAACCCGCCAUCUCCAUUUAGGUCUAACUCCAGUGGCAGCAGUAUUAAUUCCCCUGGAACAUUACCUUCUUCAACUAUGGCCAAUCCUUAUGCUAUGGGAUCUUUAUAUCAUAGCCCAGGAGUUCAAAGCUACUGCGGACCUACCGAUAACUUAUCUCUUGCUGGUCACUACACUGAUAUGAGAAGUUCUGCCUCAUGGUACGGAUCAACUGCAAACGAUCCGAGAUUUGCCAUUUCUCGCCUCAUGAGUUCAUCAGCCAGUGGGACAAUGAGCCAUAUGGGAAAUAUGGGUGGACUAGCAGCAUGCAGUGUAAGCGAUACAAAACCGCUACAGUUUCCUUUGGCUCAAAGAAGAAAACGGAGAGUUUUGUUUACGCAAGCUCAGGUUUAUGAACUAGAAAGGAGAUUUAAACAGCAGAGGUAUCUCUCAGCACCGGAACGAGAACACUUGGCCAGUCUUAUUCAUUUAACACCAACACAGGUGAAGAUUUGGUUCCAAAAUCACAGAUACAAAUGUAAACGGCAAGCAAAAGAGAAGGCAAUGGCUGAGCAAAAUCAACAUAAUCAGGUAGUAUAUGAGUCGGCACGAGCUGGAUCGGGCGACUAUACCAUAUAG
Messenger RNA from Drosophila elegans, 1595 nucleotides. It is a transcript of the gene scro, whose product is annotated as thyroid transcription factor 1. The transcript is spliced from 8 exons. NCBI's taxonomy places the organism in Eukaryota, Metazoa, Arthropoda, Insecta, Diptera, Drosophilidae. The coding region runs from base 636 to 1595 and encodes 319 amino acids. Gene Ontology annotation, molecular function: DNA-binding transcription factor activity, RNA polymerase II-specific; RNA polymerase II cis-regulatory region sequence-specific DNA binding. The record is from RefSeq and is a predicted model, not a curated record. Gene Ontology annotation, biological process: cell differentiation; regulation of transcription by RNA polymerase II. Gene Ontology annotation, cellular component: nucleus.